AUGUCCUUAUCUAAUCUUGAUCAGUUAAUACCAACUAAAUACGGUUGGCAUGUUAGUUUUGAUAAAGAAUUCGAUUCUAAAUGGAAACCAUUCUCAAGACCACGAUUCAAACAACUACUGGAAUACAUUCCUUUAUUCGCGAGAUAUCUUCCUCUAUGGUAUCGUUUGAGAAAAGAAAAACGACGAGCACAUAUGGAUUUUAUUAACCCAGUACCACUGCAACAAAUCUAUGGUGCACCAAUUGGUGGCUUGGGCUGUGGAACAAUCGGGCGAGGAUUUAAAGGAGAAUUCUGUCGUUAUCAACUUGUACCCGGUCUUUAUGAAUUUCAAACUGUUGAAGCAAAUACAUUCACUGUUUGUAUUCGUCGUCGAAAUACGACGAACUAUUGUCAAGUGUUAACAACAAAUCGUUUACGACAGAAAGGACUACAUAUGUGGAAUACUGCAUUUCCAAAAGAAUAUGGCCAUUACCAAGCACUCUAUCCACAAUCAUGGACGACCUAUGAUCUGCCUGGACAAAAUGUACGAUUAUUAUGUAAACAAAUAUCACCGUUUAUACCUCAUAAUUAUAAAGAUUCUUCACUUCCAGUUGCUUCUUUUGUUUGGAAUGUCGAGAAUUUAAAUGAUGCUCCAAUUGAAGUCAGUCUGAUGUUUACAUGGCAAGCAGGAUCAGCUACCAAUGAAUUCUUAUGCCAAGAUAUUUCUCAUGAACCAGUUCAUAUCUCUGACGAUAGCGAUGAGCUAUCAGCAGCUAGUGGUGUAUCGAUAAAACAAAAAUUACGUGGUAUGCAACUUGAAUAUUGUAUAUUGGGGAAAAAAGAAUUAGAUAAUUUAGUUACAACACGAACAAAUUUUAAUCUCGAUUCAGAUGUCGAAGGACGAAGUGUUUGGAUGGAUUUAAUUGAUGAUGGCCGAUUAAUAGAAAUGGAAUCACCAACUGCAAGAUCAGCAACUUUAAAUACAGCUAGUUGUGUAUGUAUAACAACAAAUGUUGAAGCGAAAUCGAUAAAACCGAUCGAAUUCGCACUUGCUUGGCAUAUGCCAGAAAUUAAAUUUGGCCUUGGACAACAACUAUAUUCAAAAUGGUAUACGACAUGUUUUGAUAAGCCAACGUUAAAUGGGACAAAACUUUGCCUUUAUACAUUAGAUAAUCGAAUGAAAUGGGAGAAAGCUAUUAAUGAAUGGCAAAAACCGAUUCUAGAUGAUUCACUAUUACCAGAUUGGUAUAAAAGUGCUUUAUUUAAUGAAUCAUAUUUUGUAGCGGAUAGUGGUUCCGUUUGGCUCGAUGUAAGUGAAGAUACAACACUAUCUGAACAUGUUAGAAAAUGGGGGCGAUUUGGAUAUUUAGAGGGUCAUGAAUACCGAAUGGUUAAUACCUAUGAUGUUCAUUUCUAUGCUUCAUUUGCUUUGAUACAAUUAUGGCCUGAAUUAGAACUCAGUAUUCAGUAUGAAUACGCUAGUACAAUUCCACAUGAAAAUGUUGAGCCACGUGUUUAUUUGUUCCACGGCCAAACAGGUCGACGAAAAAUGUUAAACUCUGUUCCUCAUGAUCAAGGCGAUCCUGAUGAAGAGCCUUGGCUAUUGGUUAAUGCUUAUAUUGCACAUGAUACAGCUGAGUGGAAAGAUUUAGGCUCAAAAUAUGUUCUGCAAGUCUAUCGAGAUUAUGUGUACACACAAAAUAGCGAAUUUCUUAAUCAUAUAUGGCCAACCAUACAAAGUGUUAUGACUCAUUUGAGAGAACAAGACACAGACAAAGAUGGUCUAGUGGAUAAUGGUGGAUUUGCUGAUCAAACCUAUGAUGCAUGGACAGCCGCUGGAGCAAGUGCUUAUUGUGGAGGUUUACAGAUAGCUGCGCUUCGUUUUUGUAUUGAAAUGGCUCAAAUUAUGAAUGAUAACGAUCUAGUAAAUGAAUACAGUGAAUGGCUUCAGUUAGCAAAGAAUUCUUAUUCAGAAAAAUUAUGGAACGGUCAAUACUAUAAUUAUGAUUCAAGUGCAUCAUCUCAUCACGAUAGUAUUAUGUCUGAUCAACUAGCUGGUUUUUGGUAUCUACGUUUAACCGGUCAUAAAUAUGAAGAUUUCGAAAAAGAGCGUGUAAAUAGUGUACUUGACACAAUAUUUAAAAUGAAUGUAAUGCAAUUGUGUAAUGGCACAAUGGGUGCUGUUAAUGGAAUGACAAAAUCAGGACAAUUAGAAACUGUUAGUUUACAAUCAGAAGAAAUAUGGACUGGUGUUACCUAUGGUUUAUCAUCUACAAUGAUUAUGGAAAAUUUUAAUUAUGAAGCUCUUCUCACAUCCGAAGGUAUUUAUAAUACUUGUUAUAAUAUAGCUGGUUUGGCUUUUCAAACACCUGAAGCUUUAACGAGUAACUCUCGUUUUCGAUCUUGUGGAUAUAUGCGUCCAUUGAGCAUUUGGGCAAUACAAAAAGCGCUUGAACUAUCACGGAAGGAGGCCAACAGCAAUGUAAAUUCUGUUUAG
Rotaria socialis is the source of this 2475-nucleotide messenger RNA. The record is from the annotation of a GenBank genome assembly. Lineage: Eukaryota; Metazoa; Rotifera; Eurotatoria; Philodinida; Philodinidae.